This is a messenger RNA of Eufriesea mexicana, 3218 nucleotides long. RefSeq names its product homeotic protein antennapedia. Gene Ontology annotation, biological process: anterior/posterior pattern specification; negative regulation of transcription by RNA polymerase II. The coding region runs from base 2157 to 3215 and encodes 352 amino acids. The record is from RefSeq and is a predicted model, not a curated record. Gene Ontology annotation, molecular function: DNA-binding transcription factor activity, RNA polymerase II-specific; RNA polymerase II cis-regulatory region sequence-specific DNA binding. The transcript has 3 exons. Lineage: Eukaryota; Metazoa; Arthropoda; Insecta; Hymenoptera; Apidae. Gene Ontology annotation, cellular component: nucleus.
AGCGGCCGGAAUUCGCGGACCAGAGUGGUCGCAUCUCUCGCUUCAGAUAUACACGCGCAGCGCAAGCCCCCAGGUCCGCGGUUUUCCAUGAAAAUCGAGGAACGCGCGGCCCACCCGACGCUGGCCAACGCAAACGUACCAGCCGAGUCGCGCGUAGAUCGUGGACGGAAGAAUGCCGCCGCGAGUAUCGUUCCGUCAUCGGUGACGAACGACCAUUUCGAACGACACGCAUCCCGACCGUAUCGCGACGACCACGGUGUGCACGUGCGACAUGACCGCCGCCCGGAGGAGAAGCUUCCGCUGAGUGAAGCCCGCCGCUCGUGUCAGCCGACCACCGCACAGGCUAGUGCGUCCAGUUAACAGAGACGAUCCUUUGGAUACGAGGCUCCGGAUUACUCGGCGUGGACGGAACAGCAGUCGGAAGAGAGUUGACGCGGUGUCUCGUGCGCGCUAGGCGACGAGGAGGAAGCAUCAUCAUCGGCCGUCGCGACGCCGGCGAAUGUUCCCUCGAGAGGCGACCUCGCGCGAUCCUCGAGCUGCAACAACGACAGGGGAAGAAGCAUCGGCUACGGAUGACAAUCGAAUGAACCGACCGGGUUCAUGACUCGCUAAGGCAAUCGCUCGCUUAUUUUUUAUUGUUAUUCAUCGGCAGACGGCUUGGCUGUGGCUGGCACUCGCGGUCCGCGUGAACGUUCGACGACAGGACGGUUCGCACUGCUGUUGCUGCUGCUCGUCUUCUCUACUACCUCGGCGAUCUCGCGCACGGAACGUGGAGAGCACGUCGUGGUCGGGUGUCGUGGAACGGCGCGGACGUCGGUCGUCGAGAGGAACACUGACAGUGCGACGCUCGCUGGAACACGGUUCCGCUCGCGGAUCCCGUGAAACCGUGGUGGCGAACGGGCUCGAGUGAGAGAAGGGUGAUGGUGAUUGGACUCGCAUGGUCGUUUCGCCUCGUAGAGCAGAGUAAGUUUCCACGAAGGACACAUGUUUGGUGGACGGUGUCGGGUCGUUUCCAUUCGAGGCCGUGUAAUUCGUUGCUGGCUGGCUCGGUGACUACUGUACGGGUUCGCACUCGGUCUGCCAGGACCACGACCACGAGCGAGACCACGACCAGGGCCACGGGGCUGCCCGAGGAGGUGCCGGUGCGUGGAGGGAAGAACCAGCCACGACGGAGCCCAGCGCCGGGGCACGGACAACAGGGCCCCCGGUGCAGGGAAGAAGCCAGGCAGAAGGGGAGACCGGGGCCAGCGUAGCAGCAACGGCCCUGAAACUACAGGGGAACAUAGCUACCCCCUUGCACAGGGGGGAAACCAGACGGAGACCUCGCCGACGGAGGCGACGGAAAAAGAAGCGACGGAGGUGCGGCACAACUUCGUUAGCAGGGUGGACAGAGGAACGGAACGUGUCUGGAGCGGCUUGGCGUUUUGAACGAAGGUACCACACCGAAGAAGAACUCUGAUUACCAUCUUACCCCCCUCGUGUACAAGUUUUAAACCUGCCCCCCCACUACCCCGCAGCUUGAUAACUCACGGUUCUGUAGUGCUCCAGUUUCUGGUUUUUUCUUUCUCUAUCGAUGAGUCCAGUGUGAUAAACGGGCAAAGGAACGAGACGCGAAAGGGAGAGAGAGAGAGAGAGGGAGAAAGAGAGGGAGAGAGAGCGGGAGAGAAAGAGAGAGAAAGAAGGAAGGUGGAGGAAUCCGAUGAUACGCUAAGUGAUUCACGGUGAUGUUGGUGUGAUACAAAAGAGUGUGCGCGCGCGCGUGUUGUCCGAGAGUGUGUGAGGAGGGAGGAGUCGCGCCGGAGGAGGUGAUAUUACAUGUAUAAAUAAUAGAAAUAUUCACGUAUACGUAAGGACGUGUGCCAGUGUGUCCGUACGCGGGUAUUCGAGUACAAAGGAAGAGGAAAAGGGAAAUAGAAGGGAAAGCAGAGAGUUAUUAGAAGCGAAGACGAUAAGGAAUACAGGAUUUCCCCGGUUCCGCGGACAGGGGAAAAGGCGGAAGAGGAAGAAGCGGAAGAGGAGGAGGAAGAGGAGUCGUGGAUGAAAAGGUGCGACUUAGGGAUCGCGAGGACUAAGUACGAAGACUAAUUGCGAGAGAAAACACGUAAAGAAAACAAGACCGAGGUGGCAUUAGAAGGUGGGCCAGGUGGGACAGUAGCAUGAGUUCGUACUUCGCGAAUUCGUACAUCCCGGACCUGCGUAAUGGCGGGGUGGAACACCCGCAUCAGCAUCAGCAGCACUACGGUGCCGCCGUCCAGGUGCCCCAGCAAACGCAGUCGGUACAGCAGCAAUCACAGCAAGCCGGGGAUCCGUGCGAUCCCAGUCUCCUACGUCAGGGAGUGCCUGGCCAUCACUAUGGGGCCGCUGGUAGCCAGCAAGAUAUGCCUUAUCCGAGGUUUCCGCCGUACAAUCGGAUGGACAUGCGGAACGCGACCUAUUAUCAGCAUCAACAGGAGCACGGCAGCAUGGACGGGAUGGGUGGUUACAGGUCGACGUCCCCUAGCCCCGGUAUGGGCCACAUGGGACACACGCCGACCCCGAACGGACAUCCGUCCACUCCUAUUGUCUAUGCGAGUUGCAAGCUUCAAGCGGCCGCGGUCGAUCAUCAGAGUAGCGUACUCGAUGGACCGGACAGCCCGCCACUGGUCGAGUCGCAGAUGCACCACCAAAUGCACUCGCAGCAUCCUCACAUGCAGCCACAGCAGUCCCAGCAUCCGCAGCAACAGCAGCAGCACCAGCAUCUUCAGGCGCAGCAGCAGCACAUGAUGUACCAACAACAGCAGCAGUCGCAGGCGACGUCCCAGCAGUCCCAGCCUGGCAUGCACCCGCAACAGCAGCAGCAAGCUCAGCCACACCAAGGGGUGGUCACGUCGCCGCUUAGUCAGCAACAACAGGCCGCUCCUCAAGGUGCGGCCAGUGCCAACCUACCGAGUCCGCUCUACCCGUGGAUGAGAAGUCAAUUCGAGAGGAAACGAGGCCGGCAAACGUACACCCGAUACCAAACCCUCGAGCUGGAGAAGGAGUUCCAUUUCAACCGAUACCUGACCAGGCGGCGGCGCAUCGAGAUCGCGCACGCACUGUGCCUGACGGAACGGCAAAUCAAAAUCUGGUUCCAAAACAGACGGAUGAAGUGGAAGAAGGAGAACAAGACGAAGGGCGAGCCAGGCUCGGGCGACGGCGACACCGAGAUCUCGCCGCAGACGUCGCCGCAGGGUUGAGAG